AUGACAUUCAGCGUGAAGUUGACCAAGUUUGACGAUGCCAAGAAGAUCGCCCUUAUCAAGGAAAUUCGCUCGGCCAUUUCUGGUCUCAAUCUCGUGCAAGCGAAGAAGUUUGUGGAAACGGCGCCAGUAGUGGUUAGGGAAGACAUGGGUAAAGCUGAAGCAGAGGAGUUGAAAGCUGCACUUGAAAAGGCGGGCGCUACUAUAGAAAUAGUUUAA
Cooperia oncophora is the source of this 216-nucleotide messenger RNA. NCBI's taxonomy places the organism in Eukaryota, Metazoa, Nematoda, Chromadorea, Rhabditida, Trichostrongylidae. The record is from the annotation of a GenBank genome assembly.